AUGGCUCACACAACCUUCCCUUUGAACUUACCCAUCCCCCAGGACGACGGAGCGUGCUCGCAUCUGAAAGGGUCACAGAUACCAUCGGUAUGCUUGGCGUCGACUGCCGGCGACCAGCUAGAUGUUGCAACCUGUUCAGGCCUGACUAUCCUCUUCUGCUAUCCGCGUACUGGCGCACCUGGUGAAACAAUCACAGAAGAUUGGAACUCCAUACCAGGAGCACGAGGCUGUACACCUCAGGCGUGCAGCUUCCGCGAUGAGAUGGCCCAACUGCGCGACCUCGGCGUAAAGCAUGUAUUUGGAUUGUCGAUUCAGGACACUGCAUACCAGAAAGAGGCCAAGGACCGGCUGCAUCUACCCUACGAACUGCUUUCGGACGAGAAGCUACAAUUUGCUAAUGCCCUCAAGUUACCCACCUUCACCUGGAAGAACCAGACACUGAUUAAGAGAUGUGCGUUGGCUGUCAAAGAUGGAAUCAUCAUCAAAAUCUGGUACCCUGUCUUCCCUCCCGGUAGUAACGCAAAAGACGUAGUGGAGUGGCUCGCAGGCAGAAAAUAG
This is a messenger RNA of Alternaria arborescens, 558 nucleotides long. RefSeq lists its product as hypothetical. The record is from RefSeq and is a predicted model, not a curated record. Gene Ontology annotation, molecular function: thioredoxin peroxidase activity. Gene Ontology annotation, cellular component: cytoplasm. NCBI's taxonomy places the organism in Eukaryota, Fungi, Ascomycota, Dothideomycetes, Pleosporales, Pleosporaceae. The coding region runs from base 1 to 558 and encodes 185 amino acids. The transcript is spliced from 2 exons. Gene Ontology annotation, biological process: cellular response to oxidative stress; cell redox homeostasis.